AAGAAUACCAGCUGUGUGCAGCAUGAAUAUAUUCUCACGCACGCGCAUACAUUCCUGCUCCAUCAAAAGCAGCAAAAGAAAACUAAGUUUAAGGCAUCGGUCGAUGGAAGGAAGGAACGAAAUACGGAGUAUUUGCCAUCAGCAGCACGUAUAGCAUCACAGGUUAUCAGGUUGGCCGGCCGGCGGUGCAGUGCAGCAGUGGAGGAGCGCAUAUAGAGAUCGAUCGAGCGCGUGCACGGCUAGCUAGCUCAGGCGCGCGCGUGCAAUGGCGCUCAACUACAUGGGCGCCGCGGCCAUCAAUGCGCUGGCCGCCCUGCUGUCCAUCCCGGUGAUCGCGGCCGGCAUCUGGCUCUCCACGCAGGCCGACAACGCGUGCGUCCAGAUCCUGCAGUGGCCGCUCAUCGGCCUCGGCGUCGCCGUCCUGGCCGUCGGGCUCGCGGGCUUCAUCGGCGCGUUCUGGCGCCUCCCCUGGCUCCUCCUCGCCUACCUCGUCUUCAUGCUCCUCCUCAUCGCCGCGCUUGCCUGCCUCGCCGUCUUCGUCUUCGUCGCCACCACUGGCUCCUCCGGCCGCCCCGUACCCGGCCGGGCCUUCCUCGAGUACGACCUCGACGACUACUCCGGCUGGCUUCGCCGCCGCGUCGACGCGCCGGGGAGGUGGGACGAGAUCAAGACGUGCCUCGCCACCACCGCGCCCGUUUGCUCGGACCUCAACCAGACGUACACCGCGCCGCAGGCUUUCUUCGCCGCGUGGCUCUCCCCGAUGCAGUCCGGGUGCUGCAAGCCGCCGACGAGAUGCGGCUACACCUUUAUCACCGCGACCAACUGGAUCAGCCCCAUCGACGGUGGCGCUGACCCCGACUGCGCCGCCUGGAGCAACGACCAGGACCGCCUCUGCUACUCCUGCGACUCAUGCAAGGCCGGCCUGCUCCAGAACCUCCGUCGGGAGUGGCGCCGCGCCGACGUCGUCCUCAUCGUCGCCACCGUGGCGCUGCUCGUGGUCUACGCCAUGGGCUGCUACGCGUUCCGCGCCGCCAGGACCGACGAGCUCUUCCGCCGCUACAGACAGGGCUACACGUAGUUAAUUAGACAGUGAUACAAGUACUUAAACCAUUUACUUUAUUUGUUUGACAAGUUUUUAGCCAUGGUCGUUGUACAGUUCCACAUAACUGUGCAUGCGUAUAUUUGUUCUUUUCAAUCAAAAGAGAAAUUUAAGAGAUUAUUCACUAUG
Lolium perenne is the source of this 1228-nucleotide messenger RNA. RefSeq names its product protein TORNADO 2-like. Gene Ontology annotation, biological process: auxin-activated signaling pathway. Gene Ontology annotation, cellular component: membrane. The record is from RefSeq and is a predicted model, not a curated record. NCBI's taxonomy places the organism in Eukaryota, Viridiplantae, Streptophyta, Magnoliopsida, Poales, Poaceae.